UUGCAUUCCAGAAAGCAGAACCUGCAAAGUGCCUUUUGUAAAGUUUCUUAAGGGACCCCUCACGGCCAAAAUGAAUCCCAGGGAGGAAAAAGUAAAAAUAAUUACAGAGGAGUUCACUGAAAAUGACGAGGAGGCAGAUGCAGGAAGGCAGAAGAAGAAAUCUAAGGGUCAAAGACAGCAAAGAAAAAAGCAGCUGCUGACUGCUGGUCCUGAGGAAAUGGUGUCUGAAAAAUCCCACGUUGGCCACCAGCAAGACCCCAGGCAGGAGGAGUCCGAGAGCCACCUUCUGAGUAUGACGGCCAGGCGGGGCCCACGGAGCUUACCUCCAAUUCCUUCAGGUUCCAGAACAGGUUUUGCAGAAUUUUCCAUGAGGGAACGCAUGAGGGAGAAAUUACAAGCUGCAAGGUCUAAAGCAGAAAGUGCAUUGCUGCAGGAAAUUCCCGCUCCUCGACCCAGGCGCUUAAGAAGUCCCAAGGAGAAAGAACUGGAGACUGAAUUUGGCGCAGAG
Messenger RNA from Carlito syrichta (Philippine tarsier), 508 nucleotides. Its product is annotated as coiled-coil and C2 domain-containing protein 2A-like. NCBI's taxonomy places the organism in Eukaryota, Metazoa, Chordata, Mammalia, Primates, Tarsiidae. The transcript has 6 exons. The record is from RefSeq and is a predicted model, not a curated record. The annotation marks the transcript as partial.